Nicrophorus vespilloides is the source of this 2186-nucleotide messenger RNA. RefSeq lists its product as uncharacterized. NCBI's taxonomy places the organism in Eukaryota, Metazoa, Arthropoda, Insecta, Coleoptera, Silphidae. Bases 796 to 1551 code for a protein of 251 amino acids. The record is from RefSeq and is a predicted model, not a curated record. The transcript is spliced from 2 exons.
CAAUGUUGGGGUGGUCAAACGACAGAAGUGAAUUACGCGAGGACACAUUCGUCCCAUUCUUACAUCAACUUUUGUCCCUUCAUUAUUCAGUUAUUUUAUUUUUUUGUAUUUUUGCUUAUUUUCAUCUUCUUUCUUUGCUUUCAGCAUGUCUUUUUCUGUUCCAUCUAUGUCUGUGUGCUGAUGUGUGUAUAUGUGCAUGAACCCAGUGUGCUUUCUAUUUUAUUUCGUCGUAGGGUCGAUGGAUCGAUGGACGAGUGCGCCGCCGCCUCCGAGACGGCUGCCGGUCACCGGUUCAGUCAGUUUCUAGUUUCAGUCGAGUGUAGUUCGUAUACAAAUUUUUUUGAGUUUACACCGAUGGAUGCACACUGAGUAGUUGUUCUGAACCGGACGUGGCCGCAUAAGAGAUUUAAGGGCCGUAUCAACUUCGCAAGUUAAAAUCGCAGGAUAAGAGAGAUUCGAGUGUCGUCCUCCUCAAGGGCUCUGUCCACUCUCGUCCUGUCCUCGAUUCUGGUCUCCAGCAAUUCCCUCCGUUCCCCGUCACCGCCCGACUUAUUAUUAAAUCCCGAUGUGAGUCUAAGCACAAUUCUUGGGGCCAAAACGAACACAGCACAAACUCGCUCUUUUUAUCCCUCUCUCCUUCCAACCACAAUCAGAACCUUGUCCUCCGUUGAGCCGACCGAGGGGGGAGAUGCUGCGACGCUCCUCUUCCUGUCUGUCGUCGCUGAAGAAUGAACAAAACUGACUCUCGUCUAGAAUCCACUCCGGUUACGCAAUAAUACAAAAGGAUCAACGAAAAUGCACGGAUCGGCGGGACUGCACUCGGCGAUGGCCAUCAAGAGGCAACGCAGGCUGAGGGAGCAAGCCAAGAAGAAGGCGCUGGAGCAGCGAGAGCGUAGACUUUCGUCGAGGACCAGCAGUUUGGACAGCGUUGAGCAGCAGCAUCCGAAGAAGGUUCUCCACGCGGCGCCGCCCGAUCACAAGCUGGCCACCUCCAUCGGAAUGCUGCACAUCGGCGUGUGCUUUUUGGUGUUCGGGAUGUUCCUCAUUGGAUCCGGUCUGCUGCCUGAUGACAUGGUGACCUGGCGCGGCGGAGGAUGGUGGAACGAGCUCGUUGCUACCGGUCUCUUCGUCAUCGCGCUGGGCGUCUUCCUGAUCUCUCUGAAUCGCGUGAUGAGCAAGCGCGAGGAGGACAAUCUGAACGACUACGUUCAGCGGCAGCUCACACGCUCCAGAAGCGGUCAUCGGUUGGAGCGAGAUCUCGAAACUGGUUGUCUGGCCACCAAAAACACUCGCAGGAUAUUAGAGAAGAAGCGCGAAGACAAGGAACGCGGCUUCGAAGAGAUCCUGCCCAUCGUGCAUUCCCCAAAGAUCGUCCAGAACGGUGAUCUACCUCUGGAGAAGAUUCUCGAGGAGGACGUCGAGAUCAGGCACGACGGUGUCCGUGAGACGAUGUCCACGACCACCACGGCGAGCCUCAGCCCUGGGACACCUUCUGAAACCAGAGAGCUUAUCUCCAACGGGAAACAUUCCUGUCUCGCCAAACCCUACUAAUAAAUUCCUUUCCUUUCUUUUUCUAAAGCAGUAAGAGUAAGUUUUUUGCAUAUCGCGUUUUUCUACUAACCUCUGGGACCCAGAGACGAUUACCGGGUAAGAAUCUUUUGUAUUCUUCGGAAAUUCGUAGGCUAGUAUGUCGAAGCAUCUAGGCUUCCUCUUAAAAGCACGGAUUUAAAUGAUAUUAUAUUUAAAACAAAAUUAAUGAAAUUACGAAAACGUCUUUCUAAUAUUUAAUCUUUAAAAUUCUAAAACAACGUUGUUAUUUCGUUCUGGGCCAAGCGCACGCACGCCUACAACAAACUUUCAAAAUUCUACUCAUUCGUUUAUUACUUAGCUAUCUAAGAACUUUUAUUCCAUAAAGCAAACAUGUCAAAAUUUGAUCCAUCAUACACGAAAGUUUCCACAACAUUUGUAUGAUCCCAAAAUAAUGUGACCUAAAUACUUGAACAUUUUACAAAUACAUGUAAUACACUAUAAUUAAAAAUAAAGUAAUCAAUAUACUGUGGAACCCCGAUCUUCAAUCACAAUUCAUUCCAGUAGACGGUUCGUUAUCAAUUUUGAGUUUCCCAAUAAAUAAAUUAUAAAAUAUAUACAAAAUAUGACUCCGUUCUUUCAUAUAGAAUUCAUUACUU